Molecule: messenger RNA, 5031 nt
Organism: Cariama cristata (Red-legged seriema)
Lineage: Eukaryota; Metazoa; Chordata; Aves; Cariamiformes; Cariamidae
Gene: ZFYVE26
Product: zinc finger, FYVE domain containing 26
Exons: 24
Biological process (GO): double-strand break repair via homologous recombination; regulation of cytokinesis; mitotic cytokinesis
Cellular component (GO): lysosomal membrane; centrosome; midbody
Molecular function (GO): phosphatidylinositol-3-phosphate binding
Source: RefSeq, a predicted model, not a curated record
AUGCAUUCUUUCGGAAAUGAAGAAGCAGUCUCUUUGGAGCGGCUCUUUCGGUUUUUCUGCGAGUGCGUACGGCGUGGAGACUGGGAGCUUGCGCAGGCCUGUGUGCCCCAGCUGAGCCAGUGGCACGGGGAUGGCCCUGAGAAGGUGGAGGCAAUUCUUAAGGCUCUGGUAGCUUGUCCCGUGGGGGUAAGAUGGGGACAGAAUUCUACCCCGUGGAGAACUGCAUGGCUUUGGCUUCUUGUGCUGGAAAAAUGGCUUGCCAGGAAUCAGAAAACUGUUCCAGUUGUUCUUCAGAGAGAAACUGAAUUUUUAUUGUUCUUGGAAGAACUACAGAAAGAUGUCUCUGAGGAAGUCCUAAAGGAACUGUUUGAAGCAUUUGAAUGCACCCAGAACAAGCACAUCACAGACAGGAAAAGAAGAGAUGGCUGUUCUCACAGAUUCAGUUUGGAUGUUGUUUCAGCUCUCCGGAAGCUUUUGCUGAGGGCUCCCCAGAGGGCAAAAGCCCUCAUGGAGUUCUUCCAGGAGGAACAAGGCACACACAGCUCCUCGCUCCAGCAAUAUUGCUCUCCACAAAACAUCUUUGUUGAAUUUCUUCGUGACUCCUUGAAAUCUCUGCAGAGGCUUCAGUGCAGUUCUGAGAUUUCAACAGAACUAGAUCAAAGAGAACUAGUAGAUACGAUUUAUGCUGCUCUUAGUAUAGUGACUUUUGAGGUGGAGCAUCAGGCAGAUGAACUACGGCACCUAUUCAGGGAACUCUUGGAUGUAUGCUGGGCUGAGGGAAGCCCACUGAGGGAGGAGAAGCUACUGAGCUGUAUGCUGAGGAAACAGAGCCACGGCCUGUUAAGCCUGUAUAGCAGUGUUCUGAUAGAAAGAACAAGAGAAAAAAUUCUGGUGUCGAAAUCAAUACGAAAAGGUUCAUCUGAGCAGCUGGAUACAGAGCGAACCAUGAUGAGUUUGUUCUCAGAGUCCAAAGAGGCUCCUUCUUGGAGGACAGCCUAUUUUUACUGCUUGAGCAGCAGCAAGCACUUUCUGGAACAGAUUCUGGUGACUGCAUUAACUUUACUGAAAAGAGAAGACUACUCAGGCCUGAAGAGCUUACUGAGGAGAGAAUUCAACCCCCUUAGCCGCCUCUUGGUAUUGCUAGGAUGGACUCAUUGUCAAAGCUUGGAAUCAGCAAAAGCAUUGCUGUGGACUCUUCACAAAACUCAGGAUCUGUGCAAUGAUUCAGUACUGAAAGAUUUCUGUGAUGGGCUGUGGGCUCAGGUGGAAGUUCUUGAAUGGUGCAUACAGCAAAACAGUAUUACUAUCCCAAGGAAGGUUCUUUUGCAACACUUGCACAGUCUAGAUUGCCACACUGCAGUGUAUUCUCUUCAUCAUCUCACUAAUCUUCUGGCACUGAAUGAAGACGAUGUUAUUGAGCUUCUUCAAAAAGUUCCUGCUAGAGACCAGCAGAUGCAGGCGGCAACACUCCCUAACACCCUGAGUCAGCAACGCAAUCUGGCACUCUUUCGAGCGUUUUGCGCCAUGAAGUAUGCUAUCUAUGCUCUCUGUGUGAAUUCACAUAAGCAUUCCAAAUGCAAAGAUUGUGUACACAGCCUUCUUGGUGAUAUCCCUGAAGACGCAACUUUUGGAGAACCAGCAGAUUGCUCUUCGGUAUUUCCUCAGUACCUUGUGAAGUGUCAGCAGUUCUUAAGGAGCGUUCCUGCUCCUCUGCGCCUGGAGGUUUUGGAGAACAUCUUCUCCUUGCUUUUUGUUUCCUACAGUGACCUCCAUACUGAGACUCUUCUGCCUGAGGACUAUGCAGAGGAUGAUGAUCUUGACAAAAAGAGUACUACUGUGAGUGUAGAAGGCAGUGCCAGUCGUCGGUCUUCCACCUCAGAAAGUCCACAGUGCCAAAUGGAGGCUGAAAAGAAAUUAGAGAGGCAUCUGCUGGCUGCUCAGACAGUUUACACACAUACCCACGAUCUUCAUGACUCAAUGUUAGGUGGCAAAAGCUGUGAAACCUCUAGGCUGAGCUAUCUGGAUCUGAAACACUUCACCAGUGGUGUUACUGGCUUUUUAGUGGAUGAUGUGGCCAUGGAUGCCUUCCUCACAUUGCUUCUCAGUCAUCUGGAAGAAAUUCAGAGUUCACUCCCAUGGGACUCCAGUAACGUGCUUUGUGAAGAGCUGGAGCUUGUCGAGUGCUUGAAUCUUUCUGCAAACAGAGAUGCCUUUGGAAGUCGUGUGUUACAGUUUUCCAAAUACCUUUCUGAAGCUCACUGGCGAUACAAGGUGGUGAUGAGUAACAGAAAUGCAGAGCAUCAGCUUGCAGCUUCCAGGAGACGCUGCUCUUUAAUCAGGAGCUCCAGCUUUAAGAAGCGAAGUAGAUCUCAAAGGUACAAGACAGAUGGGAAAGGGGGAACUUCCAGUCCAUCAUUAGAAAGUACAAGUAGCGAGCUAAGCACCAGUACCUCAGAGGGAAGUACCAGUAACGUGUCUGGCUUGAGCGAUUUGGAAAGCAGGAUUAGACCACAUCAGCAAAACCCCCUCAUUCCUAUGAUGCUUUCCCCACCAGAAUCACUGUUGGUUUCUUGUGUUUUGAGAGGAAACUUUGUAGAAGCCCAUCAGGUGGCUUUGAUGUUUAAUCUGGAUACUUCACCUUGCUAUGGUGAAUUGGUUUUCAUGGAGCGCUACCAAGAGGCGGUACGAGAAAUGGCAAGAGUGGAGCACAAUAUUGAGAAUCAAGCAUCGGAUGGCACUGGAAGCAUCAGGAAAUCUGGCAGUGGCCGUUCCACACUGCAAGCUAUUGGGAAUGCAGCAGCAGCUGGUAUGGUAUUUUAUUCCAUCUCGGAUGUUACUGAUAAACUGCUUGCAACUUCUGGAACUCUUGCCCCUACUCUCCAAGAAAACUUCUGGAUCAGCAGCAUACAGCUGGAGCAUACUCAUCCUCUGCGUGAUGUCCUUGAGGACCUCAGUCCUUCAGCAAUGGCGGCAUUUGACCUAGCUUGUACUCAGUGUCAUCUUUGGAAGACAUGCAAACAGCUUUUGGAAACAGCAGAAAGAAGACUGUACAACAGCCUUGAAACUCGGGGCCGCCGACCUGACUUUGUUUUACUGCACUCUGAAGGUGUAAGGGGUUUCCCAGCAGUUCUCCAGCAAAUAAGUAAAAUUCUCAACUAUUCCUGCACAUCACAAGGGCAAUCCAAGCCAGAGGUCUCAGAUGAGAAAAUAGGGAGUCAUUUUCGAUGCAGUAUUGUAGACCUUCUGCAAGCUUGCUACCCUACCUUGACUGAAGAAAGUAUUACUAAUGAAAUUGUUUUAUCACAAAAUCUGGAUCAAAUCCUAAAAGCACUGACGCAUGUUGAACGUUCUGUGGACUCUAAAGGGAGCCUGCUUGGCACCUUGGUGGAGCAGGCCUCUCUCAAACCUACGGAACUGGAGAAGCACCUGGUUUGGAAUCAAACACAGAUCCUGCUGAGAACUCUUGACCAGCAUGUCCAAACCAUGACAGAGAGCAGCACACAGACAAACUUUGUGAAGUCCUUCUUUGACUACAUCAAUACACUGGCUGCUGUUGUGCUUCGAAGCCUGAAUGCAGAGCUAGAUACAUCUGCAGAAGUGAAAGUGGGGAACCCUUUCAUACUGUUACAGCAGAGCCCAUCUCAGCUGCUCUCCCAGCUUGUGUUUGAGAGACAAGUUCAUCCUGACAGGCUUUCUUCUCUCUUGGUUAAAGAAGAUUUGAACUUGAAUGUGCAGCAAGUUAUUGUUGACUGUUGCUGUGAACCGCUGUCCUUGUGCAGUGCAAGGCAAAACAGCCAGGCAAAGUCUCUUCUGACAAACAUCAGCAACUUAGCAUACCAGUGUGCCUACCACUGCCUGCCAGAUGUUGAAAUAGCUAUUCAUAAUUCUGUAGUGACCCCUGAGGAUAUCUGCACUCAGGCCCCGUCCUUUGUGAAUGACUUGAGCCAGCACACACUCACUGCCUCCUCCCUGGAUUUCCUAAAGUCUCAGUCAAAGCUAAUGGCUGCAGUGGCAUGUCUCAGUGCAUCUAAUAUACAGAAAAUUCCCAAAUCGAGUUUAUCUUGGAUAGAAUUUCGGGGCAAACGGGAAGCGCCCUUAGGUUUGGAACAGAUUUCCAGGGAGUGUGAGGCAUUGUUGAAGGAGUUCCCAGUAUUGGAACGAUCUCUUCUUGCUAUGUUUGAGCCACUUCAGAAUCAGCAGGAGGAAGGUAGCAGUUUGGCUACUGUCCUGUCAGGCAAGACAUACAUACCUGUGGUUCUCCUGGGACUGCAUUCCACCACAGCUGUUAAGGUAUUAAUGGGAGUCUUUGAAGAAGCUCUCGCUGCAAAGGAUUGGGACAGAGCUCUGAAGGUCUUGGAUCUGUACAGUCAGGAUGUGGAGGAGCUGGCCAAUGUGAAGGAUGCUGUGCUGAGCUGUGCAGCUGCUGAAGGUAAGGAUGGUUGGCAAUACUUGUUCCCAGUAAAAAAUGCAGUGUUGAGAAGUAGGCUGGCCCUGCGCUGUCUGGACAAAUGGCCCCUUGAUGCCUGUUUGGAAAUCCUAGCUUAUUGCCUUUCUGAUUUGGGUAUAACUGAUGAACUGAAAGCCAGUCUGCAGAGCAGGAAGAAUGAACUUCAGGUUUAUCAAAAGAUUUUGAAUGUGCAAAACGAACCAUUGUGGAAUGACUGGCAGGAUCUGAAAAAAACCUGCACUGGUGACCCUCAGGCUGUCAUGAAUAUCAUUCUGAAAGCAAAGGAUUAUGAGUUGUGUGAGGAGUGGGGGCACUUGUAUCCUGUCCCAAGAGAAGACUUGAUCAGCCUUCACCGUGAGCACCUUCUCUACUUACUGGAGAUGGGAGACAUGGAAAAAGCAUUGCAGCUUUUACAAAGAAUUGAAGACCCUGGUGUUUGCCUUGCCAUCAGUGAACAGUCCCUUGACCAGCAUCCGAACUUGGCCGCUUCUCACUUCUUGGCUGAUUACCUCACAGCUCACUUCUUCGCAAAUCUGACAACAGCACGCCGUAAUGAAAUCCAGGCACUCUAUAUGGGAUCAAAG